UCUGCGCAUGUGCCAGUCGGCUCGGGAGCCCGUGUGAGGAGUCCUCGUCGCCAUAGCAACCAAGGUCUGCUUGGCGGGGUCGCAGUUUCCCCAGGCUCUGCUUGGGCCUGCUUAACGUUCAUUUCCAGCUCCCUGCCACUGUGUGCGAUGGCAGAUCCCCAUCAUCUCGCAGAAAUGAUCAGGACAGGAGCCUUUGUGACACUGAGCAGAGCCGGGAGGGGUCAGGGCCAGGAGCAGGAGGUGGCACGACUGCCCCAAGGGCUGCUGGCCACAUGGGGUUGUUCAAGUCCAAGCUGCCCCAGAAGGGCAGACCACUGAGAUCCCAGGAAAAGGACGCGCUCAAGGACUCCCUCAUCAUCUUUGUGCUGGGCGGCCCAUGCUGCGGCAAAGGGAUACAGUGCAGGAACAUGGCCACCAGGUAUGGCCUCUACUACCUGAGCCUGGGUCAGCUAUUAAGGCAAGAGGCCCAGCGGAGCACAUGGCAGGGCCGGAAGAUCCAAGACAUCAUGCUGCGGGGGCACCUGGUGCCCACGGUGGGCCGCACCCCGAAUGCUGUCAUCGUGUUCGACUGCUCGAUGGCAACCAUGGUGCGCAGGGCGCUGCAGCGUUACCGGGUGGAGGGCCGCGUGGAUCAAGGUGAAGGCGACUGCGGGCCGGCCCUACACCGGCGCCUGGAGACGCACUACACCUGCUGCCCGCCCGUCCUGACCUUCUACCAGCAGCAGAACCUCCUGCGAAACGACAGUGAGCCAGCCUCUGCCCUGGCAGCUGUGUCCAUGGGAACGCCAGUCUCCGGGCCCAAGGGUGCCCCAUGCCCCAACUUCCCAGCAGAAACAGCGGCGGCGGUGGGACAGGGCUGUGAGGACGCACUCCAGUCCCCAGAGCCGAGGCAGGCCAGGGAGCCCACCCUCUUCUUCCCCCGGGGCUGGGCUCCUUAG
This is a messenger RNA of Octodon degus (degu), 938 nucleotides long. RefSeq names its product adenylate kinase isoenzyme 1. Lineage: Eukaryota; Metazoa; Chordata; Mammalia; Rodentia; Octodontidae. The record is from RefSeq and is a predicted model, not a curated record. Gene Ontology annotation, cellular component: cytoplasm; cytosol. Gene Ontology annotation, molecular function: ATP binding; AMP kinase activity. The coding region runs from base 273 to 938 and encodes 221 amino acids. Gene Ontology annotation, biological process: nucleoside triphosphate biosynthetic process. The transcript has 4 exons.